This is a messenger RNA of Ogataea parapolymorpha DL-1, 738 nucleotides long. RefSeq lists its product as uncharacterized. Lineage: Eukaryota; Fungi; Ascomycota; Pichiomycetes; Pichiales; Pichiaceae. The transcript has a single exon. The record is from RefSeq and is a predicted model, not a curated record. The coding region runs from base 1 to 738 and encodes 245 amino acids. Gene Ontology annotation, cellular component: cytoplasm; nucleus.
AUGUCAAAAGCUAUCAAAGGAACGAUUCUCUGUUUGCAUGGUUAUGCCCAAAACGGUCCAACAUUUUCAGCUAAAGCCUCAGGUAUCAGAAAAGCUUUGAAGAAAAUUGGAUACCACACUGUCUUCGUUCAAGGAUCUCUCAAGAUUCAAAAAGCUGAUUUGCCAUUUGAGGUCCCCCCAAGCGAAAAUGCCGAGGAAGAAUUUGAUUACCGUGGAUGGUGGCAACCCAAUGAUGACUAUGACCUCCAACCGGCUCUAGAUGCAGUCAAGAAUUACUACAAAGAACACGGACCGUUCAUUGGUAUCAUGGGAUUCUCUCAAGGUGCCGGCUUGGCCGCUGUUGUGUGUAGUAAAUAUGCCGAAAUUAUUGGACAACCAAAGGCUAGCGAGGAGCUCAAAUUUGCAAUUUUCUAUGCCGGAUUCAAGCUCAAGCCUCAGCAAUACCAAAAAUACUACGAGAACAAAAUCAAGCUUCCGACCCUUCAUAUUUUUGGAGAACUUGAUACUGUGGUUUCUCCUGACAGAGCCGAGGCCCUUGUUGAAAGCUGCGAAAAUGCUACUGUCUUGAAACAUCCUGGAGGACAUUUUGUUCCAAGUACGAAGGAUUUAAUUAGAAAAGAAAUUGCCUGGGUGGAGAACGUCUUGAGUGAGUCUAAAGAAAAUUCUGACUCUAAGAAGGACGAGGACAAAGAACUCGAGAAGUUGAGUGAAGAGAUUGGAAAGAUGGGUGUUGCAUAA